GCGGAAGCAGAUUUACGCUUCUGCCACUUAUCCCCAUGAGAAUCGUCUCUUAUCUCCUCUCGUUUCCCUCGCGACGAAACAUGCAUCGGCGUCUACGUGCGUGGGGUACUAGAUAGUGUCUCGCUCGAGAUCACAUCCUCAGCAAUGUCGCCGUCGCCGUCGUCGUCGUCGCUCUACUCCGGUCGCCUCCUCUCCUCCCGCCCGGCGUCCAAGGGGCUCGUACGUCGUCUCCUCGCUCGCGAUGGGAGCAGGUGGGUCAGGCCGUCGUGCUCCCUGUCUAUGGACGGCUGCGCGGCAGGUGUCGGCGACCGGGGCGUGGUGACCAUGCACGAGACGCGGGCCCUGCCGGCAGCGUCGGCGCCGCAGGAGGCCGUCGGGCAGCUCAGGGCCGCCGUCGCCGCGCUCAACGCCGACCCGCCGGCGUCCUCCUCCGGCAUCAUCCGCAUCGAGGUGCCUAUUCGGCAGCGAGGGGACGCCAUCGAGUGGCUGCACGCGCAGAGGCAGAGCUCCCUGCCCCGCUGCUUCUUCUCCGCCCGGGCGCCCCUGCCGGACACGCCGGCCGUCGCCGUGGGCAGCCGCAGCAGCAACGGCAACGGCGGCCACAAGGAGCAGUGGGAGCAGCCGGUGAGCGUCGCCGGCGUGGGGUCGGCGGUCUUCUUCCCAGGCUUUACACUUUAUGCUUCCGGCUCGUAUGUUGUAUUUCUUUCAAGGGAUUGCCCGCUGAUCCGCGCCUACGGCGCCAUCCGUUUCGACGCGUCGAGCGACGCCUCGGUCGAAUGGGAAGACUACGGCGCAUUCUACUUCGUUGUUCCACAAGUUGAGUUCAGCGAGCUCGAGGAGGGCUCGGUUCUGGCGACGACGAUUGCGUGGGACGACUCGCUUUCUUGGACAUGGCAGAGCGCUGUGGACGAGCUCCAAUCAACAUUGCACAAGAUAUCACCCUGUUCAGUUAAGGUGAACAGGUCCACCCUACAAACCGCCAUCGUAAAUCUCAAUCAUGUCCCCACCAAGGCGUCCUGGGAUCUUGCUGUUACUCAAGCUCUUCGGAUGAUCAAAGGGAGCCAAACCGAAUUAGUCAAGGUUGUGUUGGCAAGGUGCAGCAGGUACAUCACUGAUACUUGCAUCGACCCUCUGGAGCUGUUAGCUUGUCUGAAGGUUGAGGGCCAGAAUGCCUACCAGUUCUGCAUACAGCCACCUGAUGCUCCUGCAUUUGUUGGAAAUAGUCCAGAGCAACUAUUUCACCGGAAAUACUUGAACAUUUCCAGCGAGGCUUUAGCCGGCACGCGAGCAAGAGGGAAAACAAGGGCUGAUGAUUUUCAAAUUGGCCAGGAAUUGCUUCUAAGCAUCAAAGAGGACACUGAAUUUACUAUUGUACGGGACAGCAUAAAGAAGAAGCUUGAGAUGAUCUGUGAUGAGGUUGUUGUCAAUCCCAGCAAGGCCCUUCGGAAACUUCCAAGAGUACAACAUUUGUCAGCUCAAUUAGCUGCAAGAUUAAGAAAUGAGGACGACGAGUUUGACAUCCUAAAUGCUCUUCAUCCAAGCCCAGCUGUUUGUGGUUUGCCCACUGAAGAAGCGCGCCAAUUCAUACGAGAUUAUGAAAUUUUCGACCGUGGAAUGUAUGCUGGACCUGUUGGUUGGUUUGGUGGAGCUGAAAGUGAGUUUGCUGUUGGGAUUAGAUCAGCGCUACUUGGAAAAGGAUAUAGCACUUUAGUUUAUGCCGGUGCCGGGAUUGUCGAAGGUACAAAUCCAUCUUUUGAAUGGGAUGAGCUUGAUCUCAAAGCAUCUCAGUUUGCAAAGUUGUUGCAGUAUCAAGAACAUCAUAUUUGCUACCAAGAGGCAGGAAACAUGGGGACAUUGAUUUGAACUGUAACUAGGAAGUUUUGAUUUGUUGGGAAGAUUCCAAAUGGAGUUCAUAUCUGUUUGUGUGCGUGCGUUGUAAACUUCGAAGGAUUUCAGCCUGAUUUGCAUGGCUCUUGAAGACGCAAUCACAGAAAUAUCGAAAUAUCGAUUCGAGGAGAUGACAGUGAUGAUAGUCGUGGAGCGUACAGAAGAUUAAAUAAAAGCAUAUUAAAUAAUUAUGUACAAUGAUUGUAACAAGUCAGUUUAGUGCAAAGUGUAUAUUACCAUUCUUUUGACUUCUUCUCUGGCCUGGUCCAAUUGCUUAUAUGAUCUGGAUGCUUCUUGUUGCAAGCAUAAUGUACCUGAUGCAUUAUUUUCAUCUGAUGGGCAAUGACAUAGAUCAUUCAUUUA
This is a messenger RNA of Triticum urartu, 2250 nucleotides long. The record is from RefSeq and is a predicted model, not a curated record. Lineage: Eukaryota; Viridiplantae; Streptophyta; Magnoliopsida; Poales; Poaceae.